AUUGCCGGCUAUAUAAAGCCGAACCUGCCACGAACAUCGGCACUCCACCAUUGCUUCAGUCAAUACCACAACCUAUUCGCUCACCAUGCUUCGGGUUUUCAGCGUAUAUUUAUUUCUAACCAUUUUUCAGGCUGUAACGUCGCAAAUACCGGAGAACUGCAGGCGACCGCCUCCCGGAGGCGUGACGCCGGUUGAUUGCUGCAAGCUCCCGACGAUCUUCACCGACGAAGACUACAAAGAAUGUGGCAUUGAAAAGGGACCGCUGCCAAAAACUAGAGGACCAGAAGUUUGUUCAGAACACGUAUGCAUAUUGAAGAGGUACAAUCUUAUGAAGGACGACGACAUCGUAGACAGAGAAGCUUUAGCAAAAUUCCUUGAUGAUUGGGCUAAGAAGAACCCUGAAUUCAAAGACGCCAUGGAGCAAACGAAAAAGAAAUGCCUGGACAAGGAGUUACCCGGACCACCAGAGAUAUGCGAAGCUAAUAAGAUAGGCUUCUGUACAUUGGUGGUUACCUUUGAUAAUUGUCCGACAAUGGUGGAGAGCGCUGAAUGCAACAAGCUUAAAGAACACAUGGACAGCUGCAAAGCUUUCUAUCCUUUCUAAUGAAUUUAUUAUCUAUGCAAUUAAUGAGAAAUGUAAAAAAAUUGUAUAAAUAAAAAAUUGAGGCUCUAUUUAUCUCUAAAUCAUACAGACGAUACAUAAAUACAUGUUUUACAGCGUUUUAAUAUAAGUAUACGAGUGUUUUUUUUAUUAAUGUAAUU
Messenger RNA from Bicyclus anynana (squinting bush brown), 762 nucleotides. Its product is annotated as general odorant-binding protein 66-like. The record is from RefSeq and is a predicted model, not a curated record. Bases 86 to 604 code for a protein of 172 amino acids. The transcript is spliced from 5 exons. NCBI's taxonomy places the organism in Eukaryota, Metazoa, Arthropoda, Insecta, Lepidoptera, Nymphalidae.